This is a messenger RNA of Podarcis raffonei (Aeolian wall lizard), 6935 nucleotides long. It is a transcript of the gene ARK2N, whose product is annotated as arkadia (RNF111) N-terminal like PKA signaling regulator 2N. The record is from RefSeq and is a predicted model, not a curated record. Gene Ontology annotation, biological process: ubiquitin-dependent protein catabolic process. The coding region runs from base 593 to 1963 and encodes 456 amino acids. Gene Ontology annotation, molecular function: ubiquitin protein ligase activity. Lineage: Eukaryota; Metazoa; Chordata; Lepidosauria; Squamata; Lacertidae. The transcript is spliced from 8 exons.
CGCCGCCGCCGCCGGAAGUGACGCCGAAGGGAGCCGGAGCCGAGGCGAGCCCAGCGGCCUCUCUCCUUCCCUCCCUGCGGUGACAUUUCCGCUCCCUCCCCGCUGGGCCGAGGAGGAGGAGGAGGAGGAGGAGGAGAGGGCGAGGGCGAGGGCGAGCCGGUGGUGACGGAGGGAGGACACCCGGCCCCUCAUGCUCGAGCUGCUCCCUUCCGCGGGGCCUGAGGCCGGGAGGAGCCUCGGCGGCGGCCCUGGUGUGAGUUUGGUGGUGAAAAACAGCCAGAAUGACAACUUUGGGCACUCAAGUCUUCUGUCUGCAGAACAGGUGCAGCAGUGACAGCAGUAGCUGAAGGAUCUCGCAAGUUUAUCUGGGUCAGUCUAGGCCAGUACUUGUAAAUGAGACCUUAAAGAAGAACCUGAAUGUUGCAUGAAGUAAUGAUAUCAGUGCACCGCGAGAGGCACGUUUACUUCUAAGCAAGUACUUAGCUUGUCUUCUUGCAUAGUUGCUUUCCUCCUGAAGCCCUUGGCUAAUUUGUGCUGUCCGCUAGACUCUGUGAUCCAUGCUUUGAAACCAGGAGAGACUUAAAAUUUUGAAAUGAAGAUGGAGGCAGCAGACAAAGUAGAAGAACUCAUUGACCCAGAGGUUCCAUCAAAACUCCCAGAAAAACAAGAAGCAGCUCUGUGUGAAGAGGGACCUGUAGAACUAGAAAUGCAUGCCCAGAAAGAGAGUGGAGCUGCUGUGGAGGAUUCGACAGUGCUUGCCUCGAUGCCAUGCUUGCUGAUGGAACUGAGACGAGACUCGUCAGAAUCUCAGCUAGCAUCAACAGGGAGUGACAAACCAACAGCUGGCCGUGUUUAUGAGAGUGACUCUUCCAACCAUUGCAUGCUGUCCCCUUCUUCCAGUGGGCACUUGGCUGAUUCAGACACUCUGUCUUCCGCAGAAGAGAACGAGCCCAGCCAAGCUGAAGCAACUAUAGAAGGAGAUGCUUCUGCGGUAUCAGGGUCUACUGUUGGGAGGAAAUCCAGGCGGUCAAGGUCGGAGAGUGAAACCUCAACAAUGGCUGCAAAGAAAAACCGGCAGUCUAGUGAUAAGCAGAAUGGUCGUGUCGCCAAGGUCAAAGGUCAUCGGAGCCAAAAGCACAAAGAGAGAAUUCGGUUAUUGAGGCAGAAACGGGAGGCAGCUGCCCGCAAGAAAUACAACCUGCUGCAGGACAGCAGUACCAGUGAUAGUGACCUGACCUGUGACUCAAGCACGAGUUCAUCAGAUGAUGAUGAAGAAGUUUCAGGGAGCAGCAAGACAAUCACUGCAGAGAUACCAGAUGGAGCUCCGGUUGUGGGUCACUAUGAUAUCUCGGACACAAAUUCCGACCCGGAAGUGGUGAAUGUAGACAAUCUAUUGGCAGCUGCAGUAGUCCAAGAGCACAACAGUUCUGUCGCUAACCAGGACACUGGGCCUACUUGGAGGACGAGAGGGCUGCUAGAAGAGCUGAAUGCUGAGACAGAUCACUUGAAUGCUGGAUUCCUGGCAAGCGGCAAGGCCCCCAGCAGCAACACCCAGGUCAAUGAAGAAAUUAAUAUAGCAUCAUCAGAUAGCGAGGUGGAGAUCGUGGGAGUUCAGGAACACGCAAGGAAAGAAGUGUUUCAAGCGGCAAGGGAGAAAGGCAUUCCAGACAUAGGGAGAACUGAAAGCAGAGGUGGAAGUGAAGUGGAAGCAGAGGAGGAAGUCAAUGAGGUGUCAAAAGGCAAGGCAAGAAGCGAGAGCAAAGAACUGUUUGAGCAAAGAUGUGUCCAUCCUCGGGGAGGAGUGAUUCAGAGUGUGUCUUCCCGGAAACACGGCUCAGGCCUGCAGUGCACCCGGCAAUCUGAACCAUGGACAGGUGUGGCCCCCCCGCAGAAUUGGUCUUCGCCGCCCGAAGUGGUAGAUCUCACGCUGGACGAGGACAGCAGGCGCAAAUACCUACUGUAAUGCAACUUCACUGUGUUUUCUAGUCACUUAGCCCUCUCCUUCCUUUUGUGGCACAGAAGUUUCUGGUUAUCGCCUCGGUGUUCAAAGCCUCUGCUCCUGGCAUUCUGGAAUUCAGAGUCCUCCGGGAGGGUUUCCUCCUCUUCUGAACUCCUCCUCCCCCCCCCCCGACACCCUCCAAUUAAAAUUGCAUCAUCAAGAACUUUCCUUGAGAUACUGACCCCUCUGUAGUCAAAGGGAGCUUUUCCUCUUACGGAAAACUUAGUGGCACUGUACUUCAAUAACAACUUCCAGGGUUUUUUUCAUUGUGUGUGAUUAAUUUAGUGCAUUCGUUGACAGCAGCAGUGACACCUUCCAACCCACGCCCUUUAGAGAGCCGUACAGUUGCUUUAAUUCACCACUAAAACGGAUGUCGCUGGUACAUGUGGGGCUUUAUUAUUAUUUUUCCCCUUGCAUUUUUUUAAUUUAAAAAUAAAUAAAUAACACCACUGGCCCAAUUUGUUCAUAGCUCUGAAUGCCCUCAUCAGGAUUGUAGUAUAACUGUGGGAGCUUAGAAGGGGGCAUUCGUAACGCAAGUUGAUUUGGUUGUAAAACCGGGAGGAAUUGAUCACAAAAGGCCUAUAGCAUGCACUGAGCAGCUCUAUUUAAAACCCUAAAGAUUGUUCUCGACAUAAUUUAUAGCUUGCACACUGCUCAGUGCUCAGUCUCCUCAUAAUAAUGCCUUUUAUUUUUUCUCUCUAGACUACUGUACUGUUACUGGUCAUUUGGCCCAGAUUGUUACAGCUUUGUUUUGUUUUGUUAUUGUUGUCGUUCACCCGAAGCAAACAAAAGCACAAGGAAGCGAAGCAUCACAAAAGUACCUAAUUCUGAUCUCAGGUGUGGUUUUCAUGUUAAGCUUUAAAGGUCUGGGUGCAGCCUAACCCGUAUCUCUACGUGUUUGGAGGUAUGUAAAAGCAGAACAUGAGCACCAGAGUGGAUCCUUCUGCCCUGGGCUGCAUUUGUACAAAGGAAUUUUGGUUUUUUAACAAACCUUCAGCACACUAUCCUUCCUGUCCUCCACUUGGCAAGAGAAGAAUUAGAGGAGGCUGCUGGGUCGCUAGGGACUUGCCUUCCAAGGGAAGCGUUUUCGCAGCUGGGCGAAUGUUUACAGAGUAGGCCCAGUUCAGUCUCUUCCCAGGGUGACUGGAACCUACUCUGUUCGAAACAGAGCAAGAAAUAACUCGCGGAGAGGAAGCCUCCCGUAGCUUCUCUGAAUAUUACCACCCUACAGAGGAAGGCAUGAGGCUUUGUAUGCAAAGCAUGUAUGAUCAAAAGUAGAACAUAUCCUGUUACAUAGCCCCUGAGAAUUACCCAGCACAGCUUUGCCUCCAUUCAUUUGAUUGCUGCCGCAGAAAGAGCAGCGAAAUCUGGAGCAGCAAGGGAAGCUUUGCCACAUAUAUGGAUCACUUCAUGAGGACGAAAAAAGAAUGGGAGGGGAUUGGGGUUUCCUUUUGUGUGUGUGCAUCUUCAGAGACGAGGUGUUAAUCUGUAAGUGUACCUUUGCUUUUCUUCCAUACAUGAGAAAUGGCCCUUGAUUUUACCUUCUUUUAAAAACUCGACUGAGCACUGCUGGGCUUCACCAGCUCUUGGGUUUAUGCCCCUUGGCUUUAGAACGGUUCCCUGGCCCAGAUUCUGCAAAUGCCUUCUGCAAGCCAGGAUUUCUCCUUCCCUGCAUGCCUUCUGUUCUCUUGCAAGGGCUGGGAGGACUUAGAGAGCAACAUGAUGGCAGCUGGACUCAUUGGGCACAUUAGAUCUUCAUGUUUGUCCAGUCCCCUUUAGCUGUGGAGUCCAUUGCACACCCAGACAAAGUUGUUUUGCUGGAUCCCUGAUCAGUGUUGGCUUCAAUCAUUAGUGCAUCUGGUGCAGUUUCUGAAUAAUAUGUGGGCAAUGCCCUUCGUUCCUCAAGACUCCUUGAAUGCCUUGACAGUUCGAAACUGCAUUCCUGCAGUUGUUUAAGGUCUCUUAUUGGUCGCUAUAAAAUGAUCUUUCCUUAUGCAACGGCAGUAGCUGUUGGUGGACCAAACCUUUGCAUAUGGUAAAGUUACCACUCUGUACCUGGGUUAUCAAGGAGUAAGAAUAUUCUCUCUCUGGAAGUGUAGGACACGCCAAAGCUGAAAAGCAACUUCAGUUCAUGCUGAGCCUUAUAAGAACAGAAGAGGAAUGUCCUAACAUUCAGACAGGUGGUAUUGGAAGGGAAACAAUCUGGAUUGCCAUGCUUCUUGUUGUCCAUAAAAGCCCUAGAUAACCUAUGCAUUCCCCAAGUGAGGUUGGGGGGCAGAUCAAGCCCUUGGUCCCACUGAGUUUUGCUGAAAGCCAAGCCAAGAGUCUGCACUUUGGGGGCAGUUCAGUCAUCAUUUACACUGGAGUAGAUACAGCCUGUUGAAUAGACAUUGGUUAAGUGGUUAAUGACACACAGCCAGCUUUCAGUUUAAAAUCUCCUUGUUGUGCAAUCCCUGCUUGUGUUGUUACGUUGAACUGAACAACGUUUAUGCUUCCCACAAAGUUCUUUAUGCUCAACUAGAUCACGCUGCCAGUUCUAAAAAGACUUUUCUAAGUCCCCAUCUGCUCGUCAUUUGAAGGACAGCAUGGGGCUUGUUUGCCCUUCUUAGUUUGGUUCACUGGGCAAGACUUUUGGGAGAGGGUUGCCUUAGAUAGCUCUGCAGAUGUGGCAGGCCUUGAGAUUGCUCUUGAUGCCAGCUAUGAGCAGUUUUGCUGGCGUUAUAAAGUGGGAAGGAUGUGGUCACUCUUAAAAGAACAACUUGAUAACAGGUUUCUGCAGAGGGGAUGAGUUGUAUCUCCUGCUCUCCCCACACUCUCUGUCAAUGACCACAAGGUGGACUUGGACUCUGGGACUCGGAUUUUGUUGUCAGAUGGAGGCAGUCAGGACUUGAUUUGUUGAACAGAUAGUGCUUUGUUGUCCUGGCCACAGUUCCAAUAGAAACCACUGGGCUUGCCAGCUUUUGAUCUGGAGACUGCACCUGUUGCUUCAACACCUGCGAGGUGGUGAGGCCUUAUUUCAGACUGUAGGCAAAGGAAUUGCAUGUUUCAGGGCUCUGCCAUCUUAGCAACAUCCCCACAAAAUGGAAAAUGAGGAUGUUUGAGAGAAGUCUAGGCUGCAGCUCCCUCUCUGAAGUAGUGGCCCAGGCUCAGGAAACAAUUUUUUUUGGAAAAGUAUUUUCAUGGGCAGUUUCUUCCGCCUUCAGCCUGCAAUGUUAACAUGAUUAUGCUAACUUUGGGAACAGUGUCUCCUUCCCCCGAGCUAAAAUUGCCAGAUUGUGAAAUCUGAGUCCUGCUUGCUAUGGUAGGCAAAGCAGCAUGGACCGAAGAUGUACAGCAGACCCAGGCAGUGGUUGCCAGAACAGCAGGGUGGUGUGGCAUUACUCACCUGCCAUCCAUCUCAACAUGGAAGUUGCUGCUGGUAGAGGCGAGGGAGGUCAGCGCACUGCGGGAGCAGCAGCAGAGCCAAUCUGACGCUGUGUCCACACCAACCUCCUCUCCUCUCCCUCUCGGCUCUUGGUAGAAUCCCCCAUGUUGGAUAGCCAGGUGGGCAACGCCACUCCACCAGCCGCUACUGUGCACAGGACACAUUGGCCCUAAACGGUGUCUUCACCUACCACCCAAGGCUGUUAAAGCUAUCAGUUGUGCCUGCAGAUCUUUUGCCGCAAAGGCCACCCCUUCUUUUUCUCCUCACUCGCUGGUUCCAUUGCUCUCAAACUACAUUGCGAAAUGAACACCAGGCUCAAAGUCACCUGUGCACGAGAAAGCUGCUUGGGAACUGCUUUCUCGUGGCCCUGUCCCAUGUGGUUGGAGUGUGUGUGUGUGUCUGUCUGUGUCUGUGUGUAUGAGAAUGGCACUGCCAUGAGGCAUUGGCCAGCUGCCUAGCUCUUCCCAGCUGGUUGUGGCAUGCUGGCAAUCAGGUGAGAAACACCAGUCGGCCUGCAUGUCCAUUUCCAGCUUUCACGCAUACCUGUGACGACUGCAUGGAUUGCAUCAUGGGGAAGUAAUUCAGAUGGAGGUGGGUUUGAAAAGCACCGGAGCAAGCUAACCAGGCAGCCUCUGGCUGAGAACGGCUGCUUCGUUACUACUGUUAAUGAAGUUGCCUUUUGAAACAUGAAAAUUGGCUCUCUUUAGAAAAUCUAUGAGCCAUGCUGGUCUACUAAGCUGGUAAUCCGAGUAUCCUCCCUUUUACGCUGGCCAGUACCAGAAGCAUCUAGGAGUCCUUCCUUUUUUUAAAAAAAAAAGAAAGAAACAGAAGGAAAGAAAAAAAACUUUGUAUAUGCUGUGACUUCCAUGUACAUAUAAAAAAUAUGACUGCAUUCUAACCAAACUUCCUCCAAUUGUGCACUGUGUUUGUUUUUAAAGGAAUCAUGAACUCCAAGCUUGAUAACCAGUUCAUGUCUCUCUCUUUUAAUUUAAAAAACGAAACAAAAAACACUACGUUUCUUUUGCCGACUUGGAUAAUUUUUCUUAAAGCUAUGUUCUUUUAAAAAAGAAAGAGAAAAGAAACAAAAAAUUCAAACCGCAAUCACUGGAUAGUUAAUACAUUACUUCUUCGUCUUCUUUUUCCUUUCCCCCCUUAUCUUCUUCAUCAUCUUUGUCUGAGAGAGCAAAAGGUCGCUGGGACUGAUUUUCUCUUUUCUCAAUGGAUAAGUGAAAUUGUAGCCAUCGUAUGGCUAAGAACAAAUGCACUUGAUCGUCCUUGCACACGCCUGUGAAACAUGCACCCAUCCUGGCUUCCCAGGCACACCUUGCAAAGCAGCAGGAUCUUUGAUAAAAAAAUGUGGCGUUUGUGCCACAAAAAUACAGAUUCUACCCAAGAAACUGGCAGGCUGCAUCUUGGGCUCUUUGUUGUCCUUACAGGCCUGGUUUUAGCAGCUCUGCUCUUCUUGCUGGAGCUCAAGCUUGGAAUCUUCCAGUGGAGACAAAAAAAAUAAAA